Messenger RNA from Boleophthalmus pectinirostris (great blue-spotted mudskipper), 3413 nucleotides. RefSeq names its product protein NYNRIN-like. The transcript is spliced from 2 exons. Gene Ontology annotation, molecular function: nucleic acid binding. Lineage: Eukaryota; Metazoa; Chordata; Actinopteri; Gobiiformes; Gobiidae. The record is from RefSeq and is a predicted model, not a curated record. Bases 1469 to 2191 code for a protein of 240 amino acids.
CAUACACACACACACACACACACAAACACACACACACAAACACACACUAAAGUUUACUUUAAAGCAGCGUCGUGCUUCUCUGAUGAUGUCAUCAAGCAGAGUUCUAUCACCAUGGAGAUCCAGGGCGGCAUUAGAACAUCACGUUGCUACGGCGACAGCUUCUCAGGCUCCAAAACUAUUUUAGAUUCUAGAAUGUGAUGAUGGUGUAACGCGGGUGACAAAACCGCCUUAGCAACAAACUCUCUUGCCUCGCUCCUGCUCUCUGUUUGCGUCCCUUUGCGUGGAACGGGCACACUCCUACCCGGACCUGAAGGCAGCCCUCCUUACCAAGUUUGACGUCUCCCCAGAGACGUAUCGGCAGCAGUUCCGGUCCAUGGCAAACCCACCUGGAGAGAACCCAACAGAGACUUACCACCGUUUAAAGGGGCUCUACCGACGAUGGAUCCGGCCAGAGCAGCACACUAAGGAGCAAGUCGGGGAGCAGAUUAUCUUGGAGCAGCUGCUACGGGUCCUCCCGGCAGACAUUCGCACCUGGGUGAAGGAGCACGAGCCAACAGAGGGAUUAGCUGCGGCCAAGCUAGCGCUGCAGUACCUCAAUGCGCGGAGGGGAGGCCCAGCUGCCUACCCAGGGGGCCCUGGUCGGCAGCCUUCUCAACCCAGACCGGCAACCAGAGUCAACUCCCACCUGCCUGGAGAUCCCAGCCCUGCACCCAGCCAACGUGGUCCCGGUAAGGAGCUUGUUUGUUUCUACUGUCAGCAGUCAGGUCAUAAAGCUUCCCUGUGCCCGAUCAAAAAAGCUAAACUUUGUGGGGCAUGUUAUACCCCACGUGCUGAGGAUGUCAGUGCUGGAGAGAGGCGGCAGUGUUACAAGGAGGUUACUAUUAACGGUGAACCCGUGACAGCUCUGGUUGACUCUGGUAGCUUGUUAACCCUGGUCCGAAGGGACGUCGUGCCGACAAGCAUCGUAGAUUACAGCAGGCAGGAAACCAUUUUGUGUGUACAUGGUGACUGCCAGUCCUACCCUACUGCUGAUCUGACGGUGACUGUGGAUGAACGGUGGGGGUGGUGGAGAAGUUACCAGUAGCUGCCAUCCUGGGGGUGGGAUCUACCUGUGCUGAUCGAUGUGUUGCAGGAAGGGGGAGCUAAAGUCAGUGACUGUGGCAGGGGGUUUUCGGGUCCUGUGAUCACCUGUGCGCAGGCAAGGACAGGGUGUAACAUCCCUCACAGGGCAGGAGCAGGGGUCCAGUCUCGAACCUUUUUCUACCCUGGACAGUGAGUUGUUUGAAGGGGGCACAAAGGGGCCUAGGAAGUCACGCCGCCAGCGGCGCUUUGAAAAGGGACUAAAGUCGAGGGAGCCAGACUUUAAGGCAGGAUUGAUGUGGGAGGUGCCAGAGGACAUUGGGGCCUUACAAAGGCAGGAUGAGACUUUGAAGCCAGCAUUUGCCAGAGUAGUUGAGAGGCCCGAUAUAUGGCAAAAGGAAGCAGGGAGUGCUAUGUUAUUGACAAUGAUAUCUUGUAUGCAGUGGCUGACGGUGCCAGGCGCCUCGUGGUUCCCAUGUCGUGUCGACCACUGGUCAUGCACCUGGCACACACCGUGCCUUGGGCUGGUCAUCUGGGUCGACAAAAGACUUAUUUGCGCAUAGCUUCUCGCUUCUAUUGGCCCUCCAUGUAUGCGGAUGUACAAAAUUUCUGUAAAACCUGUCCCACCUGUCAGAAAACGUCCUAUGUCCGCCAAUCUGACCGUGCCCUUCUCCAACCUCUGCCCAUGAUCUCCACCCCAUUUCGCCGUAUAGCCAUGGAUAUUGUUGGCCCAUUAGUGCGGAGUAGUGGCGGACACCAGUACAUCCUGGUGCUGUGCGAUUAUGCCACCCGGUUUCCCGAGGCGUUCCCCCUGCGCACCGUCACUGCCCUGGCGGUGCUGUGUUGUCGUGUGCAGUUGUUUUCCAGGGUUGGUGUUCAUCUGGCGCUCUUUGGCCAGAUGCAGACGCGCCAGUCGGGAGAUGACGGGGCAACACAGGCGCUCCGUCACAUCAUUCCCCUCCUCCCCAAGGUUGGCGAUGUGCGGCAACUUGGACAGAUAGUCCGCCACCACAUUGGCCUUGCCAGCUCGAUGGCGGAUCUGGAAAUGGAACGGCUGGAGAGAGAGAUACCAGCGGCAGGUAAUACCUCAGACUCUCCAGCGCCCACUUGAUGGCCAGGCCCUCCUUCUCUACAGUGGAGUACCUGGUCUCACGUGGCAACAGCUUGCGACUCAGGUAUAGCACGGGACGUUCUUCUCCAGGUUCACCUUGGGCCAAGACUGCCCCCAGUCCCACUGCGGAGGCAUCAGUCUGGACCAAAAACUGCUGGCUGAAGUCGGGACUUCUCAGCAUUGGGGAGGAACACAAGCAGUUCUUAAGGGUCUGGAAGGCUGUCUCGCAGGCCUCGGUCCAGGAGACAGGAAUCUCUGGUACCAGCCAGCCAAGCCCUAGAAGGACCUCACCUCCUUCUUUGUGCGAGGGCGUGGGCAGCUGCGGAUGGCCUCGACCUUGUCCACCUGAGGCCGGACCUCACCUCCUCCCAGACGAUAGCCCAGGUACGUCGCCUCCUGCUUGGCCCACUGACACUUGGCAGGGUUUAGUGUCAGACCUGCCUGUUGGAUCUGGCCAAGGACUCGCUCCAGGUGAUGCAGGUGCUGUUACCAGGUGUCACUGAAGAUGACCACAUCGUCCAGGUAAGCAGCACUGCAGUCGCCACACCCCUGCAGGACACGGUCCAUUAGUCUCUGGAAGGUGGCAGGUGCUCCAUGGAGGCCAAAGGGCAUCACGGUGAACUGGAAGAGGCCGGCAGGUGUCCGGAAGGCCGUGUAUGGGCGACUGGACACCUCCAGAGGCACCUGCCAGUAGCCCUUGCAGAGGUCAAGGGUGGUGAUGAACCUGGCCUGACCAAUCUUCUCCAGCAGGUCGUCAAUCCGGGGCAUCGGGUAGGCAUCGAACUCGGACAUCGCGUUGAGCUUCCGGAAGUCGAUGCAGAUGCGGAGUGAGCCGUCCUUCUUCACCACGAUGACCACCGGACUGCACCAUUCCGAUUGUGAUGGCUCGAUCACCCCCAGGCGCUGCAUCUCCUCCACCUCCUUCAGGAGCUGUGCCACCAGAUGUUGUGGAACCCGGUAGGACCUCUGGCGGACCGGGCCCUUGUCCUUUAAACGGAUGACGUGCUCGACCAGGACCGUCUUCCCCGGGUUGGCAGCAAACAGCUUGGAGACUCUCUGGAAGACCUGGAUCAGCUGGCUGGCUGUGAUGGACUUCUCGAGGUCUGGACUCUGGACUUUACAUUUUUUGUUUUUAGAAUCAAAAUAAAUAUUUUUUCUUCUUCUUUGACGUUUUAUUAUUGGCCUGUGGAAAUUAAACUGGAAAUAAACUCAUUCUUCUUUG